UUUUCCUCCGGCCCGCCUCCGGCCCCAUUUUCUCCGUGCGGAAGUGACGUUACCGGAAGUGGUCUGGGAUACAGGGUACUGUCAAACCGCCGGGCCGAGAGGCCGCCGGCGGAGCCCUAGGAGCUCCGCUGAGCGGCGGGAAGCGGAAGGAGCCCGAGGGAGGAGGAGGGCACGCGCCCGCUCGGACGGGUAUCUUGAAUGAUUUAGCAUGGAUCCUGUUGCUAGUCACAGCUGCCACCUUCUUCAGCAGCUCCAUGAGCAGCGUAUUCAGGGCCUUCUUUGUGACUGUAUGCUGGUGGUGAAAGGAGUCUGCUUUAAGGCACAUAAAAAUGUUUUAGCUUCUUUCAGUCAGUAUUUUAGGACUUUAUUUCAGAAUUCUUCGGGCCAGAAGAAUGAUGUUUUUCAUUUGGAUAUAAAAAAUGUAGGAGGCAUAGGGCAGAUAUUGGACUUCAUGUACACUUCUCACCUGGAUCUUAACCAAGACAACAUACAGACAAUGUUGGACAUAGCACAGUGCUUACAAGUACAGAAUGUACUGAAUAUGUGUCACGCAUUUUUGAAAUCUACUGCUAUCGAGCAGUCGCCCGGCUUGCCUUGUAAUAGUGCAUUCUCCUUGCACGGUGCUCUGGCUACUGAUGCCAAUGGUGUUAUGAGUGAAAACUACCCUCCUCACCUACUACAAGAGUGUUCAACAGGUACACAUCCUCAUAAGGUUCUGGAUGGCCAGCCUUCCCAUGGACCACAAUCAGUUCAUCUUCAGAAUUCUUCAGGUGAAGGACCAAAACAGACAUCAGAUGCUGUAGGUGGCACCUGUACAGAACUUCCAUUUAAGCAGUCAAAUUACUAUUACAAACUUAGAAACUUUUACAGUAAACAGUUCUAUAAACAAACUUCUUGUUGCAGUCAUGAACGAGUCAUUGAACAGCCCUUUGCUUUCAGUGCAUCUACAGAUCUUAACUCAGUAGAAAAUCAUGACUGUACUGUCAGUCCCUCUGAAUGUAUCUUGGAAUCUUCUGAACACCUCCCUUCUAACUUCCUUGCCCAGCCCUUGAAUGAAGCUGCCCCAGAUCUGGAGUCCGACAGCACAUCAUUGCAGCCUGCUGAACAGAGGAGAUUGAAAAAAGCUAUCCACCUCAAGAAACUAAGCUUCCUAAAAUCGCAACAGUCUGCAGAAGAAUCAUCUGAAGCUAAAGCAGAUCAUAGUUUAGCAAAAGGAAUAGCAGAGUCACCUUUAGUUAGUGAAAGUUCUAUAGAGAAGACUAAUAGUCAAGGGGCUGAAGAAAAAGAAAGUGAAGAAAUCAUUAGUUCAGAGAAUUUUGAUUGUAUUGCUGAAAUUGAAAGGACUGAGGGCACUGUCUUCUUGAAAGACCAGACACAACCUCUGCAGCUGCAAAGACAGUACACGUGUGAACUAUGUGGAAAGCCUUUUAAACAUCCAAGCACUUUGGAGCUUCACAAACGGUCUCAUACAGGUGAGAAACCUUUUGAAUGUAACAUUUGUGGGAAACACUUCUCCCAGGCAGGUAAUCUACAGACUCAUUUACGUCGGCAUUCUGGCGAAAAACCCUACAUCUGUGAAAUCUGUGGGAAAAGAUUUGCAGCCUCUGGUGAUGUCCAACGUCACAUUAUUAUUCACUCGGGAGAAAAACCACAUUUGUGUGACAUCUGUGGUCGAGGGUUUAGUAACUUUAGCAAUUUAAAGGAACACAAAAAGACUCACACCGCUGAUAAAGUCUUCACCUGUGAUGAAUGUGGAAAAUCUUUUAAUAUGCAACGCAAAUUGGUCAAACACAGGAUUAGGCACACUGGCGAGCGACCGUACAGCUGCUCUGCAUGCGGGAAAUGCUUUGGGGAAUCAGGCGACCUACGCAGGCAUGUCCGAACUCAUACUGGAGAAAAGCCGUAUACCUGUGAAAUUUGUAGCAAAUGCUUCUCUCGCUCUGCUGUGCUUCGUCGACACAAAAAAAUGCACUGUCAGGCCAGCGCUGAGAGUCCAGCAGCACACGAUGAGCUUGUGCGAGUCGAUGAAACGUCUGAUCUUGAAAAGUCUCAAAGCUCAGACUCCUUUUCCCGAGAUAUGUCAGCUGCUUUGUUGCCAGGAUCUGUGAAGCUCCCUGUCCGUCCCGUAGGGAAUUCUUCAGUGGAAUUUAGUGGCACUUCAUCAGGUUCCUAUUGCAAGUUGAGAUCCAUGAUUCAACAAAAUGAAGUUACUGACCAGGAGAAAUUGAGUCUCCAUUUUGCUAAACUCCCCAAACCUCAGAUGCAGCAGACACCUCAUCAGUCUUACGCUUUCCCGGAGGCAGCAGCAUCAGCUGCUGAAGAGCCCCUGCAGUCUGAUAGUAUGUCCAUGAUUCGUUCAUCUGUGGCAGCUCUUGACAAUCAUGGUAGUGAUACACUGAGCAGCCGGUCAUCGUCUGCCACUUACAGGAGCUCGGAAGGACCUUUUUUUUCCAGCAUGACUCUUUGGGGUUUAGCUAUGAAGACUUUACAAAAUGAAAAUGAGUUGGAUCAGUAACAUAUUCUAUUAUUAAUUCUCAUUCAGCUUGGAACUUGCCAGACUGGGAUCACAACUGGAUUUUUGAACCACUUUUCACUUUGCUGGUCCCAUUCUAACCAUUGUAAGAGAAAAUGACCAAUUCCUUACCCUUGGGAGUAGAGAGAAGGCAAGUUAUAGCAUCAGCCUUGGCACAGAUCACAGUCACAGACCGUAAUAUCUAGAUGAGACAUUAAAAGUCCUCUGUUCCAUUUUAUAAGUAAGACAACUGAAAUAGUCUUUCCCUUCCCACCUCUUUCUCCCCCUACCCCCAGAGAAAUGACAUGUCCAUGAUCUCAUAGGUAGAGCAGAAAUGUCGGGUAUAGAAAAAGAUUUCAGAGACCUGAUCCAACCCUCUCAGUUUACAGAAGAGGAAGCUAAAGGUCAGAACAACUUGCCCAGGUCUACACAGAGCCUUUUCAACCCAGUUUGCCUGACUACCAAUCCAGUUUUCUUUUCACUACACUAUAUGUUGUUAGAUUAUAGCUUGAGUCAGAAAAGCCAGAGGGUUUAUAAACUUUUGGUUUACAUCAUAUUGAAAACAUUUAGAUAAUAUGUUACUACACACUUGUAACAACUACUGUGCAUUUUUUUCCCAGUCAGGAUAAAAAUUGUGUAUCCAAAAUUUUAUUUUUACAUUUGUAAAAAAAUAAGACUUCC
Molecule: messenger RNA, 3193 nt
Organism: Vombatus ursinus (common wombat)
Lineage: Eukaryota; Metazoa; Chordata; Mammalia; Diprotodontia; Vombatidae
Gene: ZBTB49
Product: zinc finger and BTB domain containing 49
Exons: 8
Coding region: 209-2515 (768 amino acids)
Biological process (GO): regulation of transcription by RNA polymerase II
Cellular component (GO): nucleus
Molecular function (GO): protein binding; DNA-binding transcription factor activity, RNA polymerase II-specific; RNA polymerase II cis-regulatory region sequence-specific DNA binding
Source: RefSeq, a predicted model, not a curated record